UUCAAUAAAAUUUUUAGUUUUUUGUUUCUCUAAAAAAAACUUUCCAAAAUGUCAACUUCUCCUGCUUCAAAAACAUGGRAAAGACCUCCAGGAAAGAUAAAACUUAAAGUAAAGAAGAAAAACGGUUCUGUUGGUCUUUCAACAGUGAAGAAUCUUAACGUUUURAAGCCAUURAGUCCAAAUGUUCAACAAAAUGGCCGACUYGCUUCSAAGAGAAAGAACCCKUUUGGAUGUUCACCUCGRAAAAAAAGAACUUUAGARACGAACUGUGAUCAGAAAGAACAAGAGAACCAGCUUUUUAGGGCCUUAGAUGGUCAAAGAGAAGAGCCYAAAGAGAAGGAGAAUAAGUAUUUUGAUAUUUCAGAUGUUGAAUUACRAAACAACGAGRAUACUUUUGAACCUAAARAAGAGMAAACAACAGACAGAGAAGUAGARAAAGAYGAAGGAAAAACCUCAAAACAAGGCCAAAAAAGGUUUCCUAUUGACUGGAGCUUAAAAACKAAAGUUAGGUUYACUUCUUCGACGUCUUUUAGUUGGKCAAAUUCGCURAAAAGUUUUGAAYUAGCGGAAGGAAUCUCUGGUUUUGUACGUUGUGAGUCAGAAAACAUCCUUGAAGAAAAUGUAAAAAGUACCGAAGAUUCAAGUGCAGAUUUUUAUCGGAUUGAAUACACUCUGCCUCAUGGUCAGAAUGAAGAGUCCAACAUGUCUGGCUCUGAUUCAGAAGCUGAAGAUAAUGACCAUGAUGAAAAAGUUGAUGCACAGGAGUGGGAGGAUGAAGAAGACUGGCUACAGAGCAUGGGUCUAAACAAAGAACAGUUUGCCACUUUAGAAUCACACAAGAACAAUAUCCAAAUGGCAAAAACCAGAAACACUGAUCAACAUCCAAACUCUACUGUUGUUGUUCAAGGCAGUGACACUCAAGCUUUGUAUAAUUUUAUCUUGAACUGGAGAAGUAUAACCCCUAAGAAUGGUCAGCUUGCUGGUGUCCCUCCAACGCUUAUCUCACCUGUUGCCUUUGAAGGUGCUACCCUAAGAUCUCAUAAAGUUCAUCAAGGAAUUGUGAGGCACCAGAGAACAAAAGAAAUGAAACAGCUAUUCAGCCUUGAAGUAACUGGUCCUAUAUUACCAGGAUGUCUACAUAACAUCUGUAAGUUAUUACAUACUACACAAAAAGGAGAGUUCACUGCUACCAUGGUGCAGUACCAACCUACUGUUGCCUUCAACAUACCAUCAGUUAGUAAUGAGGAGGGUCUUCCUUUGGUGGCUCACAGCAAAUAUGGACUGUCACAAUCACAAGCUGAGUAUUUGUCACAGUCUCAAAAGGAAUUACAAAAGAACUGCCUAAAAGAACUUUUGUGCAAAGGUGCUUCAUAUACCUGGAAAAUUUCAGGGUCUUCCUGA
Messenger RNA from Actinia tenebrosa (Australian red waratah sea anemone), 1401 nucleotides. RefSeq names its product protein downstream neighbor of son homolog. Lineage: Eukaryota; Metazoa; Cnidaria; Anthozoa; Actiniaria; Actiniidae. Gene Ontology annotation, biological process: nuclear DNA replication. Gene Ontology annotation, cellular component: nucleus. The record is from RefSeq and is a predicted model, not a curated record.